AUGACCUCGUACUUCGGCAACCUGAGCCCGGGCGCGACGGGCUGGCCCACCGGCGCCCAGGACCCGCACUUGUAUGCCCCUUCGAAGUACUCGGGCUCGCCGGCGGGUUACGUCGACGCUCCCGGAGCCCACCACCACCAGUACGCGGCGGCUGCGGCUGCAGCUGCCGCCGCCGCCGCGGCAUCGGCGACCUUCGGCUCUGCCGGCCGCUACCCGUACUCGGGACGCUUCGACGCGGCUCCCAAGGGACUCGGAUACGAUGCCCACCAGCACCCGACGUCGCCGUCCCAUCACCCCCAUCACCAUCAUGGGCAUCCGCAGCAUGCUCACCACCAAUCCCUGGCAGCAGCAACAACCCGGCACCAGCCUGUUACGAGCCACCCAACGUGGGUCCCUACUACUCGGCCGCUGUUCCCGCCAGGCCUCCUCCCGAGACGCACGCCCACGUGGCGCCGACGUCGGCGGCGGUCGCCUCCAAGGAGUACGGCAAGCCGACGAGCAGCGUCUCUCCGUUCGCUGCCAUCGUCAAGCCGCAGCAACAGCAAGCCACCGCAGCAGCAGCCGCAGUUCCCGGGCCAGAGCUCGGCGGCGGCGAGUCCAGUGGCGGCGACACCCGGCAGCAACGGUGCGGGUUCGCAGCCCGAAGGCAACGGUCCCGGGACUCCCGAGAGCUACGCCGGGAGCGCUGGCAGCGCGGAGCCGGUUUCCGGGAACGAGCGACAGGGGUCUCCCACAAACGCGCAGUCGCCGAGCAAGACGGACAACUUCUACCCUUGGAUGAAGUCCUACUCAGAUUCCUCGCAAGGGCCCAAGAGGACGCGGCAGACUUACACCCGCUACCAGACCCUGGAGCUGGAGAAGGAAUUCCACUUCAACCGCUACUUGACGCGGCGCCGGAGGAUAGAGAUCGCGCACGCCCUGGGCCUGACCGAGCGCCAGAUCAAGAUCUGGUUCCAGAACCGGCGCAUGAAGGCCAAGAAAGAAAACAAGCUUCAAGGGGGACUCCUGGUCCCAAAGCCUGGAAACGAACUAGUUAGUGUGCUCCAGGACUCGAAGGGGCUCGGGGCAACCAUGUUGGACAGUGUGGUCUACAGCUGAAGAGGGCAUGCGCGCGCCCGGCGCGACAUCGCGGUGUAACCCUACUUCGCAAAGGUGUACGCGCGCGCGCUGCGUGUGUGCUUGUGUGUCAGUGUCAAGUCAUGUGUACAUUUUCAUCGUCGUUACUACGUCAAGCGCAGGAACAGCGAGAAUGACCUCUCGAGAGUCUCAGAGUAGAGUGUUCUUUUUUGCGUCGAUGCACCGCGCGUACCGCUGGCGGGUAAAGUACAAAACAUAUGCCAUUGAUAGCAGCAACGCUUUUCACAGCUGUAGUGCGAAGUUCUAUGAGCCAUCACCCGAACUCCGAAACUACACAUAACGUACACAUAACUGAAUGUAGAAAAGGAAUGCAGACGGAGAAAGAACUUGCCUACUUCCGCUGCACCGCUCAUAAGAACGAGCAAUGGCUGGCACGACAACACCUCGACGUGCUGUUUGAAGACAACAGGUGGCAAGCUUGCAGCCAAAGGCAGGAAAACAAGGAAAAAGUAUGGCCUCAGGGAAAGACGCGUGUGCGAUGGAGACAUGUCCGCCAAAUGUGCGUCCAAGAUGUCGUGAGCGCUCGUUAAACGAUCGAAAAGCACCACUGAGAAACGAAAGGGGGAAAAAAUGUCGUCGCGAAGAUCCGCCGCGCUCACCUUGAACACCAAACCGCAAGCUGACAGCCGAGGCCCUCUAAUUUAUUGCCUUCAACUUCUUCGGCGAGGGUCGCGAGUAAACGCGCCCUCAGGAGAGAACGGCGUGACGCAUAUUGCUCCGAGCGGCGUGACAACGGUCCUAAAGGGGCGCCUCUUUCUAGACGUUUUCGGCGCCCCCCUUUUUUCGAGGCACCCAAAAACGACGACUACUCGGCUGACGAUGCGACUGUCCUCAACUCAAUGGGACGGGACGAAAGCCGUAAAACGCCGCCGCGGCACCCUCGGUCGCGGGACGAUUUUUCAUAUCUGCUGCCCCGACCACAAAGGGACAGGCGUGCCCGCGAGCCAUGGCGCACAUGUGGCCAUCGGGCGCGCGCAUACAGACAGAUAGCGCUGCAGCCGACCCGGGGCGUCCAGAGUCAGGUGGUGGUCGCUGCCGCGAUGGGUGCCUCGGAGACCGUUUUUCUUUCUCGCAGGGGGUCUUGCCUCCCGCGCUCAAGAGCGCGCUGAUGGUCUUAUGACACUCGACGGCCAUUGUCUUGCGGCCCGGCGCUCGUCUUUCGGAACCAUUAACCGGAGAGCGAGCCGAGAGCGAUGCUUGCCGAAACCGUCAGCGCGCGGGGGGACCUUCCUGCGCGGCGUCUUGGAUGCUCGCGGCAACAAAGAAGUCCGCAUUCGUCUCGCCAUUUAGUGACCCAUUUAAGGGGGUCCCCCCUCUCGAGAAAGGGCUGGAUGGCCCCCCUGAGAGUCACCCCUUCUGGCCGAUUCCCAGGACGGGGUGUCUUCCAGACGCCAUGCGGGAAGUGCUGCUCCACGGCUGCCCGCGCUCCUCGCGUGCCUAAUUGCUGAAAAAACGAGAAGGAAAGAUGCUCGAACGGCACGAAGAAUGGGACGAAGACGACGGCCAUGAGCGCGCAGCCUGGUGGUGGUCCCCGUCUGCGAACGUGAGAAAAAAAAUAAAGAACACAAACUCCCCAGAAGCAGCGCCCUCGUCCGGGUAGAAGCCGCGCUACGUCGUUCAGUGCUGCAGCAGUGUGCGGUGGCUGUGUCAGCGUUCAGAGGUGUUUGCUGCCAGUGACGACUUUGACCCCGGUCGGACGUGAGACGGGUUGCCGUGAUCGUAAGCCGCUUUGAAUGUUCUACCACGUAGGUUUCCAUGUGCGUGCUGUGUUUGUCGCGACACUGUGUUUCGGAUGUGUGGCGUCGGAAGGUGUAUGCGUCUUGUACUGAAGGUAAGGUUAAUCCAUGCACUGCAGACGGAAAAGAGCGCUGACGAGGGAUGCUUGAAUGUGCAGGUCGCUUAUGCUAUAUACUUUUGUUCCUAUAGAUGCCAGGGAAAAAGUGACAUCGCGAGACAGCCCACCCAGUGAUUUAUCAUGCGGCGUCGGCACCGUCAUAGAGUUUUGAGAUGCAUAUGUAUACGUAUGUUAUUUAUAGCUUCUGCGUGUGCCCCCAGUGUACAGAUUUUCGUGGCUUCAUAUAAAAGAA
Rhipicephalus sanguineus (brown dog tick) is the source of this 3224-nucleotide messenger RNA. RefSeq names its product homeobox protein Hox-A4. Gene Ontology annotation, molecular function: RNA polymerase II cis-regulatory region sequence-specific DNA binding; DNA-binding transcription factor activity, RNA polymerase II-specific. Gene Ontology annotation, cellular component: nucleus. NCBI's taxonomy places the organism in Eukaryota, Metazoa, Arthropoda, Arachnida, Ixodida, Ixodidae. The transcript is spliced from 3 exons. Gene Ontology annotation, biological process: anterior/posterior pattern specification; regulation of transcription by RNA polymerase II. Bases 1 to 1098 code for a protein of 365 amino acids. The record is from RefSeq and is a predicted model, not a curated record.